AGCCUUUAAAUUCAAAGCAAAAAGGGGGGAAAUAACAUUAAAAUCAAAAGAAAAAUAUGCGUUGUUUUCCUACAUCGGAUAUCUACUUUCGUAUUGAACUCAGCGAUGGCUGGGAUCGUUAUUGUCGUUGGCCAAAUAAAAAAUGGAAACUCAAGCAAUUACAACCCCCCACAACAAUGAACUAUUGGCGUGAUCUUGAGGGCAGCAAAAAAGAGCAGAUCAUGUUGGCAGAUUUAUAUUUUGAAAACUGGAUAAAAUCACGCUUAAAUGAGGGUGCUUGCCUGCCGUUACUAUACGCAUGCGGCAAUCGUUUCAUACGUUUGGAAAAAGAUUUUCCCGCGGGCUUUAGAUGUGCACCACUGCCAAUGAGUUUAAAAGAAUAUAAGGAAAUGCAGGCCAUAAUAAAAGAGGAACAGAAACAGAAAAAGAAAGCUGAGAAGGAAAAGAAAGCCCUGGCUAAGGCGCAAAAAGGGAAGAAGGGCAAGAAAUAAAAUGCACAAGCAAGAGUUUUUCGCUAAGUAAAAUACGAACUAUUUAAAAUUAGAUAUAAAAAUACAAAAUUCUUGUUAUGAAAUAUUUAAAUUAUCCUUUUCAAAGAUAGCGAAAAAUAUAACUGAUAAACAGAG
Messenger RNA from Ceratitis capitata (Mediterranean fruit fly), 626 nucleotides. RefSeq lists its product as hypothetical. Bases 57 to 491 code for a protein of 144 amino acids. Lineage: Eukaryota; Metazoa; Arthropoda; Insecta; Diptera; Tephritidae. The record is from RefSeq and is a predicted model, not a curated record. The transcript has 2 exons.